AUGUUUGAAAGGAGGAGGUCUUCCACCAUCAAGAGUGCGCUGUCGUCCCUGUUGGGGAGCAACGGGCAGCCACAGCCACAGUCGGCGAGGAGACACAGUACGACGUCUGUGCCGAGAGACACUGGGAAAUUGAACGGGUCUAAUGCCGGGAGAGGGGUCGCCAGUGGGAAGAAGACGAGGCAUCCACCAAGACACGCUACGGAGCAGAGUGCUGGUAGAUCGCCCGUCUCUGGGAGGGCUGUCACGCCGGAGUACGUGUCAGAUAUAGAGAGUUUGUCCGAUGAGGAUCUGGACGACAACGAGGAGGCUAUCAUGUCAGAUGGUGUCUCCGAGGAUUUGAAUACACAACCAGUGACGAGACAGCGGGUCACACCGCCAAAUAAUAGGGCGUUUCUCAGGGAGUUCUUGACCAGUAGAGGGUUUCUGCCACCAAGGACCGUCGCGGACAGGAGGGACCACGUGCGGCCAGUGAAGAUCGCCAUUGCAACUACGGGGAACUACGUGUUCUUGCCCACAAUGUCCUCCAAUGACGAUGAGUACAUGAUGCGGCUUAAUGGGCUAGGGGACGAGGGGGACGAGGAGGCAGAUUUUGUCUUGGAGGAUGUCUCCGCGGGAAGGGCGGCUCGUCAACCCGCGCUCGGGGAGAACCAAGACGCAGCAGCGGUUUAUCCAACGGGUUCCCAACAUCAGCGGCGGAGGCCAGGUACAACGGACACUGGUACAGGGGAUGACACCUCAGCGUCAUCCGCCCCAGACGUCGAAAUGGAUGGAUCCAUGGCAGCGUAUAACGUGGCAGUGAUAGUGUCCCUUGCCACACCGACGAAACUGUCCGCGAUUCACGUGCAACUGCACUCGAGGGUGAAAGUGUUUUGGAAUGGAGGGGUGCCGCCGGGGAAGAACCUCGACGAGGAGUUUUACAACGGAUCCGCGCUGAAGUGGUCGCUGAACAGGUCGAACUGUAACUUAUACAUUCCUUCCAACAUCUCGGACAAGGAGCAGAUCGUCGAAAACAAUAACGUAAUGACCCCAAUGCAAGUACUAAAGAGUGCUACUUCAACAGAGGUUCCCUACCUGGAUAAGAAGACGACCAGGCAUGAAUUCUUCAAAAAUAUACAAGAGACGGGGAAAGUCACCGCAACAAACGUGUUCCAACCGGGGGACUACGUGUUCAUCUUACCCAUCGUGUUCUCAAAUCACCUGCCAGAGUCCCUGUACUACCCAUCAGCACGAGUCAGUUACAGACUGAAAGUGGGGACUAGAAUCCUAGACGACGUCGUGGACGGCGCUAACCAUUCCGUGCAGCGAAAUAACAUCAACGCUGCGGGGGCGGCCAUCUCACAAUCCGCAAGCACGGUGUCCCUCGCGUCUGGCGGGUCAACUGUGUCCCUAAGGGACACGGAACUGGAACAAGUAGGGUACAGAAAGUCGCGGAGGUCGUCCAUCCUGAAAAAGAUGAAGCACACUUUACACAUUGCCUCUCCGGACAAAACCGCCAACACUAGUACAACAAGUCAAGUUUUUGGAGAAUACCCAAUAAGAGUCGUAAGGACACCACCGCAGAUCUCAAUAUCCACAGCGAAUAAACCAAUAUACAUCAACAGAGUAUGGGCGGACUCGCUGUCCUACGAGAUAUCGUUCGCGCAGAAAUACGUCUCGCUCGGGAGCGAGGUGCCCAUCAAGAUCAAGCUGGCGCCGCUGGAGAAAAACCUGUGCAUCAAGCGUGUCCGCGUGAGCAUCAACGAGAAGAUCACUUUCGUGAGCAAGGACCUGAAGUACGAAUACGAUCAGGUGGAUCCAGUGGCUAAGGACCCGUACAAUCCGUACUACUUGGACUUUCAGUCCAAGCGGCGCAAGGAGCGUAAUUUGCCCCUCUUGGAGAUCCGGACCAAGGACAAAGGGUGUCGCGCGUUGAGGGAGGAGAUCGUUGAGAACUCAUCGGGGAACAACCUGAUCUCGUACAGCACAUUCCAGGAUUCUGGGCAGGAUACACCGAAGAAGGAGGACGAAAAGGACGUGAUCGGGAUCACGGAACCACUCAACAUUGAAACUGUGUUAAAGUUCCCCCGUUUUGAGAACUUGGAUCGCAAACAGGCAAGAAUCAUUCCUCCUUACGGUAUCGACUCGUUUCUCAUGGUACCGAACCCGGAGAACCUACCACCCAAGGGUGCAUCAAACUCGCAUAAGCCUAGUGUCAUCGGCUUUCUUUCUGGACACCACGGAACGACUAAGGACACUGAAAGACAAGAGAAAGUGUACGAUAAAAGGUUCCACGUUACAAAAUUGAGGACAAAUUCGGGAGUCGACGUCAAAUACCACACGAAGUUGAACGAGCCCAAGCGCGGUCUCUAUCUGGACAGUUUACACUUCAGUAACAUCCACGCGCGCCAUAAACUGGAGAUCAUGCUCCGUAUCAGCAAACCUGACCCAGAUGACCCAGCACGGUUGCGGCACUACGAAGUGCUAAUCGAUACCCCGAUCUUCCUCGUGUCUGAGAUCUGCAACAGUGGGAACAUGGAGCUUCCAACGUACCGCAUGGCCACUACAGACAUUGAGGGAAGACCUGUCGACGUGAGCAACGUGCUGCCGCCGCCGACGUUUGAGGAGGCGAUAUCUGUCCCCAACUCACCGCUCAUGUCGCCCAUUGGGUCCCCUGCUUUCCCAUCUGUGUACGACCCGGACACGUUAUCGAUCCAACAGCUGAACCUCUCAAGGGCUACUUCCAUAAGCGGGCCGUCUGGUGAGGGAGCUCAACUACUGCCCUCGGGAACAGGUACCGGUGGCGCAGCAAGCACGAAUUUUGACACUCCGAUGAUGGGGACCGUCGGGAACCCUACGAAUAGGAACCAUCCAGAGAGUGAAGGUCGGUUCAACAAUUUGGACAACGUUUUGUCGUCUUCAGGGUCGCCUAUCUUCAAGAAAGAUUUCACGAUGAGUUCACCAAACAGCACUCCUGCAAAACCAACACACCAGCCGCCAAACUACAACGAGGUUAUAAAGAGGGAUAGCAACCAGUAG
Huiozyma naganishii CBS 8797 is the source of this 3015-nucleotide messenger RNA. RefSeq names its product Ecm21p (gene ECM21). Gene Ontology annotation, biological process: ubiquitin-dependent endocytosis. Lineage: Eukaryota; Fungi; Ascomycota; Saccharomycetes; Saccharomycetales; Saccharomycetaceae. The record is from RefSeq and is a predicted model, not a curated record. The transcript has a single exon. Gene Ontology annotation, molecular function: protein-macromolecule adaptor activity; ubiquitin protein ligase binding. The coding region runs from base 1 to 3015 and encodes 1004 amino acids. Gene Ontology annotation, cellular component: plasma membrane; cytosol; cytoplasm.